Messenger RNA from Chara braunii, 3705 nucleotides. The record is from the annotation of a GenBank genome assembly. Lineage: Eukaryota; Viridiplantae; Streptophyta; Charophyceae; Charales; Characeae.
AGGCAAGAAGCACCGCUGAGAUGGGCUGACCAAACCAAUGACGGAGGGCCCGACAUGAGAGGCGAGCCAGUUGCGACAGAGCCGUAGGAGGCUCUAAAGAUGGGUACCUCGAGCGGACGACGAGAAGCGACGAGGCGGCGCUCCCCCGAGUACGAGCGGAGGGACACCAUAGCGGACAGGCACAGAGACGACUGGAGAGAGAAUUUGAGGGAUUCCUAUUGGAGGGACAGAGAUAGAGACAGGGCGCCGCCCAGGCGAGUCUUCGACCCCCAGACAGGGGAGUCACAUCCACUCCCUUACGAGAGCAAGGAUCGCUAUAUUAUUACGCACAAGGCCUCAGAGCCUCCUACCUUCAGGGGUUAUGGUAUCACAGAAUAUCUGAAGAAGUGGGAGCUUCACGCAUGCCGGAGUCAGUGGUCGGAGGAAGAGAUUAUAGAGAACUUCCUAUUUAAUGUGGACCCAAGUCUUGGUAGGGAAGUUAAGGAAGCUCGACCGAAGGAUGGAAAAUGGACUACGUACAAGAAGAGCCUCGUUGAGAUUUACAAAUUGGAGGAUAACAAGUAUUCCAUCAAGGACCUUGAAACGAUGACUCAAGAUGAAGAUGAGAGCGUACGGGCAUUUGGGAUGCGUUUCCAAAAGAUCUCCGACGUGCUGAUGAAGAAGGGGAAGAUCUCAGAGGUCGAGCGUUGUACUAUCUUCAUCGGACACUUGUCCAAAGGAAUGGAGCCGGUCAGGAGUCAGAGCAUCAAGAUAACCUUUGAGGGGGACAUGGCGACCACACCCAUAAGAGUGGCAGCCACCAAGUCGGCGAGGGGGUCUACAUCGAAGAAAACUCACAUGGAUUACGUGGUGGCGGAGAAGGACGGGCAGUGGGUCGAUGGAGAGGAGGUUAUCCUUUCGCCGCGAAAGCGGGGAGUGAAGAAGUUCUUAAUGAAGAGUUCGCUGGACGAGAUUGACACGGUCGAGCCACUGAGGCGGGCCCUUCGGCAACCCAUGCAGUGCUCUAUUCUGGCGUACCUGGCGGCAUCGAAGCCAGCUCGUGAUGAGUUACAGAUGAUCACGUGGAAGACUCGCAUACCUCUAUCGGAGGAGGGUCAGGGGGCCCCUAAGGCGGAAGCYUCUACAGUAGCAGUAACGGGGGUGACUGCCAGAGCGGAUCGCAUGGCGACAGUCCUUCUCGACGGAAUGGAAGGUGUGCCUCCAGACAAGUUUUACAUACUUGGUAGCGGGGCCGUGGAGACGAUUAUAAACGAUGGAGCGGUACUCGAUGCUGUGAUUGAUAACGGCAGUAAGGCUGUCAUCAUAGACGAGGACCUGGCGGUACAAGUUGGACUGGGCCUCGAUAGGUCAUACCUAUUCGAGAUAGAGACGGCCGAUGGGAGAAAACAACAGAUCACUGGGGUUUGUCACAAGGCAGCCAUAGAGGUCCAAGGGGUACGAGUGACCCUGCCAGUCUUUGCAGUCAAGAACUGCAGCUCCGACCUGCUCUUGGGUCGAACGUGGCUGAGCCACGUGCAUGCGGUGACGAUAGAGCGACCUGAUGGGAGUCAAACAUUGUCCAUUAAGAAGCCAGACGGGACGCGGGUAAUGAUUGAGACAGUGGAGCCUCGGGACCCGAGGAACAGAGCAGCUCUCGCUGUGGGUGCAAGACCCAGUGAUCAGAUUAAAUCGUUGCCUAUCUCCAGCCGCGCGGUGCGAUUUCGCGAGAAGAAAUAUGGACCACUACUCACAGAGGAAGAAGGUCAGGUGGUGGAGGUCGAAGACUUAGGGAGUCGGCUAAUAGUGGACGGCAACUCGUACCCGAAGGAAAAAGAUGAGGAAUUUGGCGGUGUGAAGGAGAAGGAAAAAGUUAUCGCUUUCCUGAAAGAAAAGAUGAUUUCCCACGUUGCGGAGCCGUCUGAUAGCGCUUAUGCUAAUCGAUGGCUCUUCCUACGGAAACCGAAUGGCAAGAUUCGAUGGAUCCAGGACCUUCAGAAGGUCAACGCGGUGACGAUACGAGACGUGGGCUCCGUGCCACACGCCGAUUUACUUGCAGAAGGCACAACAGGUAGGUCGAUCUAUUCGGUCUGUGAUCUGUUCUCAGGCUAUGAUGAGGUACCGCUUGACCCUAGGGACAGAUACCUCACGGCUAUGCAUACGCCAUUGGGACUAAUACAGAUGAUGGUUGUCCCUAUGGGGUGGACUAAUGGCAUAACCGUUUUUCAGAGAGCCAUGGUGGCCGUCCUCAAGGACUUCAUCCCUGAUAAGGUUGAAGUUUUUCUGGAUGACUUUCCUAUAAAAGGGCCAGUAGACAGGGAGGAGACAGAGGUUGUACCUGGAGUUAGAAGAUUCGUCGAGCAGCACCUAACAGAUAUUUGCGCGGUACUCGAGCAGCUGGACGAUGCGAAUUUGACAGUCAGCGGAACCAAGAGCCGAUGGGCCGUCUCGACCAUUAAGAUCUUGGACUUUAUAUGUGACUCGAGAGGACGCCGAGCAGACCCGGCAAAGUUAGACAAACUCCUGAACUGGCUGUCACUGUUACAUAGUCCAACCGAGGUCCGACAGUUUCUGGGAGUGGUUGGUUACUGGCGUAUAUUCAUACGGGGGUAUGAGGAAAAGGCUGAUCCAUUGAGGUUACGCCUUCGGAAGACUGAAAAAUUCUACUGGGAUUCUUCGAAGGAACUCGCAAUGCAAGAACUUAAAGCUGAAUUUAAGGAGGGAGGACGCGUGUUGGGCGUGCCAUUCUUUGACGAUGAGACCAAGAGACCCUUCAUAGUAUCCACGGAUGUUGGACCAUGUUCAGUGGGUGGUUUGCUGUCUCAGAAGGACGCUGGAGGGAAGGAAAGACCGUUAAGAUUUGAGAGUAGGACACUUAAUACGGCUGAGCGUAACUACAGUCAAUUCAAGAAGGAAGUGUUAGCUGUUCUCCGGUGUCUAGACACGUUCAGACACUAUACCUAUGGGCGACGGUUCAUCUUGAGAGUAGACCCCACCGCGGUUGCCUCUGUCCUCCAGAAGGACUUUAGUCUGACGGACCCGACCAUCGCCCGAUGGUUAAUACGGAUUCGGUUAUACGAUUACACGGUUGAGAGAGUAUCUGGUACGAAAAAUGUCGUGGCAGAUGGACUUUCACGCAUCCCUCUCGAGCGUCCGAUAGUAGCUGGGGCUCUGACAAUGCCAGAGCCGAGGCGCGCUGAGGGAUUUCUAGUUAAUCUUUACGAGGGCAAGUACCGAAUGAUCGGACUACACCUGACGGGAGAGGAGAGUCAAGAUUCAGAAAUCCGGAGGCAAGCAGCCCAGUACUGCCUUAGAGCGGGCCACCUUUUCCGAAGGCCAGUAGCGUCGGGAAUGCCCUUACGAGUAGCCUGUGAUCCUGAGGAAAGACAGACGAUAGUUGCGGAACUUCACGACGGGGUAGUCGGAGGACACAGGGGAGUUAAAGGAACCUACGAAAAGAUACGCCGACUGUACUGGUGGGAAGGACAGUAUAAGGACGUCGAGAGGUACUAUAUGACAUGCGAAGAGUGCCAGAAGAGAGCUCUUGUGAAAUACAAAGAGCCACUUCAUCCAUCCUAUCCGACCAGACCAGGAGAGAAGGUACACAUCGAUCUAGUGAAAAUGCCGAGAGGAGUAGGCAAUAUAACAUACGAGACGAUUUCACUGGGUUCGUAGACGGUAGACCUAUCAGGAGUAAGGCGGCAAAGGAAGUAAAGAACUUUGUCCUAG